Molecule: messenger RNA, 1686 nt
Organism: Zea mays
Lineage: Eukaryota; Viridiplantae; Streptophyta; Magnoliopsida; Poales; Poaceae
Product: putative magnesium transporter NIPA4
Exons: 9
Coding region: 227-1312 (361 amino acids)
Biological process (GO): magnesium ion transport
Cellular component (GO): membrane
Molecular function (GO): magnesium ion transmembrane transporter activity
Source: RefSeq, marked provisional
CACGGCGCAGCAACCGCAGCCCACGAAGGCGACGAAAAGCUGCCGAACCACCAGCAGAGGAGAGCGAGGGACCGCGCAACCGAGCCACUCCCUAGUCCCUCCUUCUCCCUCUCUCUCUCUCUCUUCGCCUCCGGAUCUCGCAUGCGCGGUGGCCACCGCCGCGCCCGACGGUGGAGGGUGAGGAGUUAGCGAGGGGCCCUGACCCUGAGUGCUGGACGGCGGCGUGAUGGGGGGAGCGCAGCUGGUGGGGAGAUGGGUGGAGUCGUACACGGGGAUGUCGACGGACAACAUCAAGGGCCUGCUGCUCGCGCUCUCCUCCAGCCUCUUCAUCGGUGCCAGCUUCAUCGUGAAGAAGAAGGGGCUCAAGAAGGCCGGCGCGUCCGGCGUCCGAGCAGGCGUUGGUGGCUACUCAUACUUGCUUGAGCCACUGUGGUGGGCAGGAAUGGUAACAAUGAUUGUUGGCGAAAUCGCUAACUUUGCAGCUUAUGCAUUUGCUCCUGCUAUCUUAGUCACUCCACUUGGUGCACUUAGCAUAAUUAUCAGUGCUGUUCUUGCCCAUAUAAUGUUGCGGGAGAAACUUCAUACAUUUGGUAUACUUGGCUGUAUUCUUUGUGUGGUCGGUUCGACAACAAUUGUGCUUCAUGCCCCUCCAGAGCGUCAAAUUGAGUCUGUGGCAGAAGUGUGGGAUCUUGCGACCGAACCAGCAUUCCUGUGCUAUGCAGCUGUUGUGCUUGCAGCAGCUUUUGUGCUCAUAUUCCAUUUUGUCCCUGAGUAUGGUCAGACACAUAUCAUGGUAUAUGUUGGCAUAUGUUCUCUUGUGGGAUCUUUAUCGGUCAUGAGUGUCAAAGCUCUUGGGAUAGCCUUGAAGCUGACAUUUUCUGGGAUGAACCAGCUAGUCUAUCCACAAACAUGGGUGUUCUCAUCCGUUGUAACCUUAUGCAUUGUAACACAGAUGAACUAUCUGAACAAGGCCCUCGACACAUUCAACACUGCAGUUGUUUCACCCAUAUAUUACACAAUGUUUACAUCCUUGACCAUCUUGGCUAGUGUAAUAAUGUUCAAGGAUUGGGAUCGUCAAAAUCCAACACAAAUUGUAACGGAGAUGUGCGGCUUCGUCACAAUCCUUUCUGGAACUUUUCUUCUUCACAAGACAAAGGAUAUGGUGGAUGGUCUCCCACCAAAUUUACCGAUUCGGCUUCCUAAACAUGCGGAUGAGGACGGCUACGCUGCUGAAGGAAUUCCUCUCAGAUCCGCUGCUGACGGUAUUCCGCUCAGGUCACCAAGGGCUACAGAUUCAUUUCGCUCGUCAUGAUGCCCCGCUGAGAUUUGCAUGCGCACUCAAAUCGUGUCACUUGAAGGCUCAUACCCAGCAGGCGUCAGUCCUAUAUAUACAUGGGAAGGGAAUGAUAAUCCUCCAUUCACUCGGUUCGAUACACAACGUAGGUUUUAGCUGUAGGAUUCAAAAGGUAACAGCUCGGCUGCCCCCUUGUAAAUUCUGAGGCAUUGGUACAGAAUUUUGAGGAUUAUAUCAGUUAUACUCGUCCGGGUAAGAUCACCAGGAUGACCAAGAGCCCAAGUUUUUGGGUUGUAUACUUGUAUGUAUAUUGCGGUGAGCCAUAUAGGUCACUAUCUUGAAUUGCUGUAUUUUUUCAACACAACUCUCAGAGUACAGGAUGUUGAACAAGC